AUAGAGGUGAGUGGAUGACUUGAUAAUAAAUAAAUAAAUAAGUAAAUAUAUUAUGUUAACGAACUAUCUGUUAUGUUUAUGAAUGUGGUAUGGUUAUUAUAUCCACAUCAUAAUGCCUCCGCCGUACCUUGCAGUUAUUGUAUUCCAACGAUACUUCCGCGCAGUUGCUUAUCUGCCAUGGUGGAGGCUGUAAUGGUUGUUGCCAGGCUGUACCUCCGGGAGCGGCAGUUUGGUCUCGACUACAUGUGGGGUCGAGAAGAACUAUCUGCCAUGGUGAUGAGUGUAGUGGUUGUUGGCCUCCGGGGGCGGGAAGAACUAUAUUUCAUGAUAAUAGUUGUAGUGGCUUUUGGCGAACUGUGCCUACAGGGGCGGUAAGAACUAUUUUCUAUGGUGAUGACUGUAGUAAUUGUUGCAUCCUGGGGCGUCAAGAGCUAUCUGCCAUGAUGAUGGUUGUAGUGGUUGUUGGCAGGCUGUACCUCCGGGGGCGGCAGUUUAGUUUCGACUACAUGCAGGGGCGGCAAUAACUAUCUGCCAUGAUGAUGGUUGUUGAUGUCCGGAGGCGGCAAGAACUAUCUGCCUUAGUAAUGGUUGUAGGGUUGUUGGGCUCCGGGGGCGGCAAGAACUAUCUGCCAUGAUGAUGGUUGUAGUGGUUGUUGGCAGGCUGUGCCUCUGUGGGCGGCAGUUCGGUUUCGACGAAAUUUAGGGGCGGCAAUAACUAUCGGCCAUGGUGAUGGUUGUUGAUGUCCGGAGGCGCCAAGAACUAUCUACCAUGGUGAUGACUGUAGUAAUAGUUGGCCUCUGGGGGUGAUAAGAACAAUCU
Messenger RNA from Nilaparvata lugens (brown planthopper), 820 nucleotides. RefSeq lists its product as uncharacterized. The record is from RefSeq and is a predicted model, not a curated record. Lineage: Eukaryota; Metazoa; Arthropoda; Insecta; Hemiptera; Delphacidae. Bases 73 to 375 code for a protein of 100 amino acids. The transcript has 2 exons.